AUGCGAGCAGAGCUGACUUCCUUCAAGCACCAUCCCAAUGAGGCACUGAUUGAAGAAUCUGUCGCUGGGGACGAAAUUUCCUUUGAUCGCAAUGGGGCCCUGGAAGCAGGAUUUGACAUUGUCAACUGGAUCACAUUCCCAAAUCAAUCCUUCCUCAGAGUGAAAGUUGGAAAAGUGAAUCUCCAGACUCCCGUAAAAGUAUUCUCUAUUGAUGAGUCUACUAUUACAUGGCACAUUGGAUUUAACCAGACACUGCCUAUUUCUGUGUGUACAGACAGUUGCCAUCCUGGUUAUCACAAAAAAAGGAAGGAAGGGGCACCAUUUUGCUGCCACGAUUGCAUCCCUUGUCCAGAAGGGAAGAUUUCCAACCAGAAUGACAUGAGUGACUGUUUCUGGUGCCCAGAAGAUCGUCACCCAAAUGAAGAUCAGGAUUUUUGCAUUCCUAAAGUUAUAAGCUUCCUGGCUUUUGAAGAGCCCUUGGGAAUCAGCUUAGUCACUGGUGCUCUUUCAUGUUCCUUGAUCACAGCUCUUGUGCUCGUGGCAUUUAUGAAGUAUCAUGACACUCCUAUUGUCAAAGCUAACAACAGGAAUCUUACCUACCUGCUUCUUCUCUCCCUCCUGCUCUGCCCUCUCUGUGUAUUGCUCUUCAUUGGCAGACCUUGGAUACUGGGGUGUCUAUUCCGACAAACUGCCUUUGGCAUCAUCUUCUCCAUGGCUGUUUCUUCUGUAUUGGCAAAAUCUAUCACUGUGGUUCUGGCUUUCAUGGCCACCAAGCCUGGUUCUACGAUGAGGAAAUGGGUGGGGAAAAGACUAGCUAGCACCAUUGUUCUUUCUUGCUCCCUUAUGCAAGCAGGUAUUUGUGCUAUAUGGCUGGCAACCUCUCCCCCAUUCCCAGAUGUUGACAUGCAUUCAGUGACUGAGGAAAUUUUACUAGAAUGCAAUGAAGGUUCUGUGACUAUGUUUUACUGUGUCUUGGGGUACUUGGGCUUCCUGGCAAUUGUUAGCUUCACUGUGGCUUUCUUUGCUAGGAAGUUGCCUGACAGUUUCAAUGAAGCCAAGUUUAUCACAUUUAGCAUGUUGAUAUUUUGCAGUGUCUGGUUAUCUUUUGUUCCAACGUACCUGAGCACCAAGGGAAAAUACAUGGUGGCUGUGGAAAUUUUUUCCAUCAUAUCAUCCAGUUUUGGCUUGCUUGGUUGUAUCUUUUUCCCGAAAUGCUACAUUAUUGUGCUGAGGCCUGAGCUGAACAAUAGGGAGCAACUCCUCAGGGGGAAAAAACUGAAUACAAUGUAA
Molecule: messenger RNA, 1290 nt
Organism: Lacerta agilis (Sand lizard)
Lineage: Eukaryota; Metazoa; Chordata; Lepidosauria; Squamata; Lacertidae
Product: vomeronasal type-2 receptor 26-like
Exons: 5
Coding region: 1-1290 (429 amino acids)
Biological process (GO): G protein-coupled receptor signaling pathway
Cellular component (GO): membrane
Molecular function (GO): G protein-coupled receptor activity
Source: RefSeq, a predicted model, not a curated record